AUGAGCGGAGUGCAGAGAUUCCUUUCCAAGCGGGAUGGAAAGCGCCUCCGAGACCGAGACAGCUUCCAUCAUCAUACAAACCCGCUCAGUAGGAAAGUGCUGGCAGUGUCGAGUCCCGAAGUGAAUGCUCAACCGGUCAAUCCAAAUUCCGCCGUCGACUUCUUUGGUCUCUUUGAUGCUCACGGCAGUCCUGCUACCCAGGCGGAGGAGCAGAAAAUUAAAACUUUACGACAGCGCAUAUUAGAUUCCAAAGGCGUUCUGUUAAGACAUGCCCAGAUCCUCUGGGCUCUCCGGUCGAACGCCGCAGAUGGAGACAUCGAGGCAGCAUACAGCCUUUUGCUCGCCAUGUCUGAUGCUUCCGAAGGCAUCGUCACCGGCUAUGAUCCGCACACAAAACUGCUCGGUGCCCAGAAUCGACAAGGGGUCACCUGCUUCCUGGAUGCGACUCUUUUCGCCAUGUUUUCGCGCCUCGACAGUUUCGAGGCGAUGUUGUAUAACUCGUUCGAUGACGUGUCUCGGGACAAAUUGGCAUUCGUGUUGCGGCUUUGGGUAAACCUCUUGAGGUCCGGCAAGCUGAUCACCACCGACAUCACCAAAGUCCUCCAAGAUACUCUGGCCGAAUGCGGCUGGCAGGAAGCCGCAGAGAUGCACCAGCAGGAUGCUUCCGAGGCAUUCACCUUCAUCACCGGAAAGCUUGACCUCCCUUUGCUAACUCUGAAGAUGGACAUCUAUCACACUGGCCGAGAAGACACGAAUGAUGACCACAAAUUCAUCAACGAGAGACUCCUCGAGGUCGCAAUUCCACCUGACCCUACCGGCCACCGCAAGGUGAUCACGCUCGAAGAAUGUCUCGAAGACUAUUUCAACAACCGGAUCGAGGUGCGGAGGUACAUGGAGCGACGAUCCACCAUGACCUCCAUACACAAAGCAAACGCUGUGCAUGUAGAGGCAGUCGAGGUCGACCCGGAAUCGUCAUCCAGCACUCCAGUAUCAUCGUCCCCCAACCAUGCUUCUCCCCUGCGCCCGGUGAACCGCCUUCGGACACCUAGCAUCAUCCAAGAGCGCUAUUUCCCUCCACGCAAGGAGAGUGGCUAUUCGUCAAUGGUAUCGGUACAAUCGCAAGACCCUCCCCGAAGACCCCGGGCCGGAAGUGUUCGAAAAGAAGUCAUGAUGCCGGCGUGGCAGUUCUUCAGCCUGAUACCUUGGUACACGGACAAUGCACCCAAAAAUGAUGCACAAGUGGCCGCCCAUUUUUCGACCAAGAGGCCGAUCCUAGGUCUAUGCCUGAAGAGGUACUCGAUGCAGCCAAAUGGCCGAGCCGUCCGUCUAGAUACGCAGGUCGACAUCCCCGUCGAGAUUGGAGUACCGCAUUUCAUCCAGGACGAUCAAAUGGCGGAGGCUGGUGCACUGUACGGCAACUUCAAGCUUUCAUUACAAUCUGUUGUGUGCCACCGGGGUGUCUCGGUGGAUUCUGGACAUUAUAUUGCCCUCGUUCGGGGCACGCCGCCGCCGGGAUCAGCCGAUGCCACCGGUCCCGACAACACGAAGACGUGGAUGCGAUUCGACGAUCUCGCUCCGAAUCGCAUCACCGUGGUCGACAUUGAGACGGCGUUGAGAGAGGAGACUCCAUAUCUUCUCUUCUACCAGAUUGUCCCCAUCGAGGGGGAUCCAGGACAUAUCACAACAGGAGAGGACAUAUUCACGUCAGUAUCCGAGCGGAAUGCCUCACUGAGUGAGUUGUCGAGUGUAUCCGCGUGGACAGACAAUCAGCCUCGCUCUACUCGGCCCAGUCUCGACCUCCCCAGUCGAGACGAUCCUCGCGGUCGCUCACCCGUCGAGGAGCGGAGGACCAGCGUUGUGUCGUUCCCCGACCUCCCGCCAGAAUCAUCGAGCGAUGCAUCCUUGAAUGUCCCGGACAACGGCGACCCGUCCAACCGCUCCAAGCGCGUCAGUCACUCGUUAACUCGCACGCAGACCAAGGCAAGCGACAACAUCAGCCGGACUUUUUCGAAAUUGACCGGUCGGAGAAGUCGAGAUCUCAUGCCGCCCGAUGCGCCCCAAGCUGAAGUGUUCGUCACCGAGGUCACCGACCGGGCCAUGACGGAUCCGCAGACUCAGGACAGGCUGGAGCAACCCGGUCCCGCUCCCGCUCUCGCUCUGCUGGGGGAACCGUCCAAGGGCCACAAGAGAGAGAAAAGUCGCGGCCGGUUGUCGAGGAGCAGGAUCCGAGGCGAAAAGCCCGACAGAGAAUGCAGCGUCAUGUGA
This is a messenger RNA of Capronia coronata CBS 617.96, 2265 nucleotides long. RefSeq lists its product as uncharacterized. The record is from RefSeq and is a predicted model, not a curated record. Lineage: Eukaryota; Fungi; Ascomycota; Eurotiomycetes; Chaetothyriales; Herpotrichiellaceae. The transcript has 4 exons. Gene Ontology annotation, cellular component: nucleus; cytosol. Gene Ontology annotation, molecular function: cysteine-type deubiquitinase activity; cysteine-type endopeptidase activity. The coding region runs from base 1 to 2265 and encodes 754 amino acids. Gene Ontology annotation, biological process: protein deubiquitination.